CCACCUCUGCUUGUAGAGUCUUCGUAGUUGUAGAACCCUGUCAUCCCUCACUAUCAGCUCAUAUUCCUUCAGCACAGAUUCAAUCCGCGCAUCGCAGCAAACGCAGCUGAGCUCGUGAAUCUGAACAUCGCCGGCGACGCGUGCUGGCCGCCCUCGACCCUAAUCCACGUGUUUACAUUUUCUACCUUCGUCGAAUUCCCACUCUCUCACGCUCCUCCACGCGUCUUUCACCCGCGCCCAUCGACGAUAAUAUGUCUGCUCAGAGACUCUAGAAGCUGGUUUUUUGUUUAACAAUUGCUGGUGUUAAUUCUAGAGCUGUCUGUGAUGGAGAAUCAGAGCGUUGCGAGAGCGCGGUGCGCUUCGAAUGAUGAAAACGCGUACCCUUCUUCUCCGCCUCUUAGUGCCUCCAAGCGCGAAACCGGCUAUGAUAUCACUACCGCAUCGACGGCGCGCGCGCUGCUUAACGUGACGAACCUGUUGCCAAAGAGACAUACUCUGAGCAACGGUGCUACUACCACAUCCACCGCAUCGCCGCGCCACUACCGCUCCGCGACCGCCUCCUCUCCCGGCGACAAUAUAACCUGGUCGGUCCUGCCAAAGACCACCCUUCUCUCAUCUGAAUCCGACAUCCAGUCCGUGACCAACGCCGAAGCGUCGUCGCCCAUCGCAGAAAGCACCGCGCAACCGGCUGCACCGCUGCCGUGUUACACCUCCGCUGGCGAUCCGGCGACGGAGCUGCUGAAGCGGUAUCAUGCGCAUCUGGAUGAUUCGGUGUAUUCUGAAGCGGCGGGGACGCCGAGUAGUAAGGUUGGUGUGCGGAGGUCGAUUAGUUGUGAACCGGAGUGGCCGCGGUCGGCGCUGAGAAAGAGGCGGAAGCAGAAAGCGGUUGAGGUGCAGCAGGAGGAGGAGGCGGCGGUGCCUGUGGAUGCUGCAGCCGCCGAUCCAGCUUCUGCUGCGUCUGCUGUGUCUGCUGAAUUAGCAAAUACCGCAAACGACGCGGAUGCGAAUAAAAAAGAGGCGAAGGAGGAAGAAGAGGAAGAUUAUUUCGGCAGCGAGGAUGAUUUCGAUCUUGCUGAUCUAGAUCAGAUGGAGGCGCGGUUGGAUGCUAAGUCCAACGGCGACAAACAGCAACCCAUCUCCACAAUUUCUGCCAAACCCGACGUUGCUUCUGCGACUAGCUUUGGAGAGUUUGAAAAUGUCUUUUCUGACGAUAUAAACACGAGCCAGCUGAAACAAGGUCCACCGCCGGGAGUCAAAGCCGAGAAUACAAAAGGGUUUGGAGAUUCAUUUGAUGAUCUAGACGAUGAGAUGGACGACAAUAAUUUGGAUCCAUACGAGGUAGAUCGGCUUCUUACGCAGUUCGAGCAGGCCGUUCCGGAAAAGAAAGUCCAGUAGAAAUUGACGAGCGCUGAUUAUGCAUUACUACAACGUAGUAGUCAAAAGGGCUAUCACCGGCUUAAAGUUGAAGAAAUAUUCGACGGCCGGUAUCUUAGCAACCAGCAGCGAGUCAAGCCCGAGCUACGAAUAACAGCCACAGAUGAGAAAGACCCUGGCUCGACCCUUCGUCUGCUCGUCCUUCUUCGCGACGAC
Myxozyma melibiosi is the source of this 1590-nucleotide messenger RNA. RefSeq lists its product as uncharacterized. Lineage: Eukaryota; Fungi; Ascomycota; Lipomycetes; Lipomycetales; Lipomycetaceae. The record is from RefSeq and is a predicted model, not a curated record. Bases 325 to 1395 code for a protein of 356 amino acids. The transcript is spliced from 2 exons.